AUGGGUCGUCACGAUACAUACCAAAAACUCAUCUUUUUCUGCUUAUCCAUACUGUUACUUCACAACAUAUUGAAGAAUGUGGAUGGCUUGGCAUGUAACUGGGGAACGCAAGCGAGCCAUCCCAUGCCACCAAACAUAGUGGUGAAGCUCCUCAGGGAAAAUGGGUUCAACAAGGUCAAGCUGUUUGAAGCUGACCCUGGUGCACUUAGAGCCCUUGGUAAAUCCGGUAUUCAGGUCAUGGUCGGUAUCCCCAACGAUCUCUUGGCAACUAUGGCAUCCACUGUUACCAACGCCGAGCUCUGGGUUCAACAAAACGUCUCUCAGUACAUCUCUAAAUAUGGAACUGACAUAAGCGACGGUCUCCCGUCAUCCGGAGAUUUUCGGUCCGACAUCAAAACCCUUAUGGUCUCCAUCGUUCGGUUCCUCGCUGACUCCGUCUCACCCAUUACUUUCAACAUCUACCCUUUUCUCUCUCUCAACGCCGAUCCGAAUUUCCCCAGGGAAUACGCCUUCUUUCCGGACGGAUCAGGCGGCGGCGGACGCGGAGCUAAGCCUGUCGUCGACGGAUCCAUUUCUUACACGAACGUCUUCGACGCUAAUUUCGACACUCUGGUCUCGGCGCUGGAGAAGAACGGAUUCGAUCCGAACAAGGUGGAGAUCAUCGUCGGGGAAGUCGGAUGGCCCACCGACGGCGAUGUAAACGCGAACCCGGCGAUGGCUCAGAGAUUCAACCAGGGCUUGCUGAAUCGUAUCAUUCAAGGACAGGGAACGCCUCGUCGGAAAACGGCGCCGGAAGUUUACAUAUUCUCGCUAGUGGACGAAGACAUCAAGAGCAUCGAUCCGGGGAAAUUCGAGCGACACUGGGGAAUAUUCUCUUACGACGGCGCCGUUAAGUAUCCUCUCAGCCUCGGAAACGGCCGUCAGUUGGUUCCGGCGAAAGGUGUUCGUUACCAGGCACGUGAGUGGUGCGUGCUCUCACCUCAGGCGGCAGGGAACGGUGGCACGUGGACACAGUCCGCCGAUUACGCUUGUCAGCUCGCCGAUUGCACCUCUCUAGGGCCGGGAUCCUCUUGCGCCGCCUUGGACUCCGCCGCGAAUGCCUCCUACGCCUUCAAUAUGUAUUUCCAGAAAAUGGAUCAUCGUCGUGGCUCAUGCGUGUUCAACAAUCUAGGGACUGUUACUAAGAUUGACCCGUCGCGUGGUUCGUGUAGGUUUCCGAUUGAAAUCGACACGAGCAGGCACGAGACGUUGCGGCCGCCGUCGAGGAAUUCCGGUGCACCGGAAGUAAAGUGGAGUACGGUGACAAUGGUGGCGAUGGCUGUUGGCUGUGCGGUGUUAAAUUGA
Molecule: messenger RNA, 1344 nt
Organism: Thlaspi arvense
Lineage: Eukaryota; Viridiplantae; Streptophyta; Magnoliopsida; Brassicales; Brassicaceae
Source: the annotation of a GenBank genome assembly